Molecule: messenger RNA, 4173 nt
Organism: Aphidius gifuensis
Lineage: Eukaryota; Metazoa; Arthropoda; Insecta; Hymenoptera; Braconidae
Product: formin-J
Exons: 7
Coding region: 783-4097 (1104 amino acids)
Source: RefSeq, a predicted model, not a curated record
GAAGUUGAUUUUAAGGCAACAGAAAAACCAUCGCAUGUAUCGCGUGUCUGUUCUUCAUAGCCAAACCAACCAGAGAGCCUUCUCUUCUUGCUUGUUCAUACGACUUGAUAAAUAUAUAUCUCAGUCUCAAACAAACAGUCCAAGUGUUAACACACCAUUUAAAUAUAAUAUUUAAUUAAUUAAUUAAUUAUUAUUAAUAAUAUUAAUUUCAUAUAAAUAUUGUACAUUUUUUUACAAGUUUUCAAGCUGUUAAUAAUUGUUGUAAUUUUUUUUUGUGUGAUUCGUUUAUUUCAACGUCAAGUGCCGGCAAUGUGUUGAAAAAAAAUAAUUGUCAAUAAUUUUAAAAAAUAUAAUUUCUGUUUUAAUUUAUAUUUGGAAUUUUUGCUUGAUAAAUAUUUUUACUGUGAUUAUAUUUUAGUGAAUAAUUAAUUUUUAAACGCAAAAAUUUGUCGCUCCAGUUGUCAUUGCGAGCGAAAUAUACACUGCGUAUAAAUUGUUCUGGUUUAGUUGGAUUUUUGCUGGAUAAUUGGCAGAUUAAACGAUAUUUAUGGUGAUUUAUAAAAUGCAGGAAUGAAGUUGAUAAUUUUUACACACAAUAAAUGUCGAUAUGACAAAAAUCCCAAAUGUACAAAAAAAAUCGACAAUGUCCCAAAUGCAGGCGUGUCCAAAUUUAACCUUGGCGUCAUCAAUUUACAAGGAAGCUUGACCCAAUUAUCACAAGUUAAUAAAUAAAUAUAUAAAAAAAGAAAUCAAGUAAAGAGAAAAAUAAAAAAUUAAGUAAAAUGUCGUGUUAUGAAGAUGAUGGUUUUCGUAUGAAUGAUGCCAUUUCAGUUUGUUCAAUAAAAAGUAAAGCAAUGAUUGAUUCUUUAUUUGAGGAUAGAGCAUCAAUAACAAGCUCAAAUUAUUCUGGCUGGUAUACAACUAUUAAUAAUUCAUCAAUAAAUAAUCAUGAUAAUUUACAAUACAAAAAUGGUGAUGAUGAAAAUAUGGCAAAUAGUGCUGUACAAGCUAGAAUUGAAGAAAUGUUUGCAUCAGUUGAAGCUGAAACGGGAAAAUCUGGUGAAACUGCAGCUUCAAUUUUAACGGUUGCAUAUCUUGGUUCAGCACCAGUUGGAGGACGAGUAGCAAGUGUUCGUGGUCUUCAAGAACCAUUACGUCAUCUUUUAGAACACAUGAAUAAUUCUAGACCAGCUGAACUUGAAGUAUCACGUCGUGGAUUAAUAUUUCGUCUUGAAAAUACACCAGAAAAAAUAAAUCCAUUUCGUAGAAUAGCUGUAUGGAGUGCUGUCCGUUUACACUCACGUCUUGUAUCAAAUAAAAAUGAUAAUUCAUUGUCAUCAUCAUCAUCAAAUUAUAAAUCUUAUUAUCAUGCAUUUCUUCCAUUAGUUGGUAAUGAAAGUACCCUAGAAUGUCAAGAUAAAUAUCAAGAUCUUUAUCGAACAAUGCGUGGUCUCCCAAAUGACGUCAAUAAAUUUCCACCAAUAUUUGCUGUUAUAAUGAGACGUCCAGGUGCAACAAGAGUACUUGAAUGUCAUGCAUUUGCAUGUAAAUCAUGUGAAGAUGCAAUUGCUGCUGCAGCAACACUUUACAAAGCAUUGCUAGCUGAUUUAGAAUCAAACUGUCGUCAUCCAAGACAAACAAAUGGUCUUGGCUGUGUUAGCUUAGCAUCAUGUGGAUCAAGCUACAUGGAUAAUCCAUCAACAAUAUCUAAAUUUAAUUAUUCAUCAAAAUGUCAAGCAGCACCUCCAAUAAGACCACCAAGAAGUAAAAAAAAUUCAUCAUGUUCAUCGGUAACUGAUGGUGAAUCAUGCAAAUCAAUUGUCAUGAAUAUUAGCAGCAAUAGUAACAUCAAUUUUGAUGAAAUAAAAUCAAUAAAAAAUAAUAAUUCAACAAAAAUAAAUAAAAAAGAAUUAAAAUCAUCAAAACAUACAUUUGAAGAAUCAAAUUCAAUACGUAGUAUGUCGGAAAAUACAAAAUCUCAACGUUAUAAAUUAAAUGAUACAAAAAAUUCAAAUGAAAAUAAUAAGCUAACAAUAAUAACAGAUAAAAAAUCAUCAUCAACAUCAUCAACAUCGUCAUUGUCAUUGUCAUCAACAAGUAAUGUUAUGGAAAAAAUAAAUAAUGAAAAAGUAUAUUCAAGAAAAAUGAAUUGUUAUGAAAAAACACCAAGAAUAAUAGUAAAGCCAUCUUUUGAUGUUGAAAAAAAUUAUAAAUUUAUUGAAAAAAAUAAUUGUAUUGUUGUUGAUUCAAAUGAUAAACAAUUAUUUGAUAAAAAUCAUGCUUCAUAUGAUGUUAAAAAAAAUAAUUCACCAGUUGAAUCAUGUCAACAGUCAGAAGUAGCAUCAUCACGUAAAAGUUCAAAGAGUUGUUGCAAUUCAAUUUACGAAAAAAGUAGUCGUGAAAAAUUGUAUGAAAAACAUUUUCGUGAUGCUGAUAAAAUAAUGAGUAUUGAUAGUGACAAUGAAGAAGAAAUAAAGUCUAAAAAGUGUAAUAAAUUAUUGAUAAAUGAUAGAAUAUCAAGAGCUGAUGAAUUUAAAUUAUCACAGAGAAAAAAUGACAAUGAUAUUUAUCAAAAAGACUGGAGAAAAGAUAAAAAAAGAUACAGAACUGGCAGUGAGCCACCACUUGGUACAACUGAAAAAAUAAAUAAGCUAUCAAAUAAUAAUGUCAAAUUAAAAAGAUCACAAAGUGAGCUUGAAAUUGAAAGAGGUGAUUUGAUGACAAGAGUUGAGCUACCAAGAAGAAGUAGUUUUCUUAAACCAGGCAACAACACAAGACUACAAAAUAAUGUAAAUGGUGGAAGAACACCACUUGGAUUUACUGAAUUAUUUGAUGAAUUUAAAAAUCAAGAAGGACUAACAAGUGUUGAUGAUAUUUUAGCAACAAUUAUUGAUCCAGAAGGUAUGUCAUUCAAUGAUCUCAAGCCACUUUACAAAGAAUUUUUAUUAAAACUUGCAUCGACAUUAACACAAGAUGAGCUGUAUCAACGUUCAGCAAAUAUUAUGAAAAAAAGAAAGAGACCACAACGUAGAAGAUCAACAAGAAAAGCAUCAUUUAUUGGUCGUGCAAUAAAACGUUCUGUUUCGAAAUUUAAAAAUGGACCAACUGAAUUUACAUCUGUUAUGAUACCAGCUAAAAAAUUUAAUGGAAGUUUAGAUAGUCAUUCAUCUGGUGAUGCUAAAUAUAAUAAUAAAAAUAGAGUAUUAGCUAGUAGAUUAAGUAGAAGACGAAUGUCAUGGAGAAGAUCAAAAGGACCAACAACAUCAGAAGACAGUGAUACAUGUAAACGUAUUUCAAUGAGUACUGGAGCUGGUGCUAAUCGUAGCAGUAGUGGUUAUGUCAGUUGUAGUGAAUGUAGCUAUGAUUCUGAAUCAUGUACAUGUAUAUCAGCUGAUAAAUGUUAUUGUUCAUUGCCAAGAAGAUCAUCAAUUGAUACAGCUAAACCAAUUGUUUAUGGUUGUGAUACUGAUAGUUGUUCAGAUAGUAAUAAAUGUUAUUGUAUGCAUCAACCACAUCAACAACAACAACUGCAUCAUCAACAUCAUCAACAGCAACAACAACAACAACAUCAUCAUCAACGACGACGACAACAACAGCCAACAAUACUGGAACAGCUGAGACAACGUGGAAUUGUACCUUGUGAUGGAACUCUCAGUAGAGCUGGUAGUCCUGAUAGAAAUAAAAAUAAAAAAUCAUAUAAAAAUCAAUCAUCAACAUCAUCAAAAAGUUUAGAAACAAAAAAAGCUAAUUCAUCAAAUAAAAAAAAUAAAAAAGAUAAUCUUGCUUUGGAUUAUGAUUUAUUUAGUCUUGGUAAAAGAUCUGGUCAUUCAUCUGGAAGUGAAAAAGUACUUGUUGUUAGUGCAAGAGAUCAACAGGGUCGUUUGGUUUAUGUUGGUGGUACUGAGAGACAAAAAAAAUCAUUAACAAGAGGUAUGGUUGGAGCUAGAGCACAUCAUGAAGCAUUGUCAAUUAAAAAAAGUGCUGAAAUUGCUGCUGUAUUUGGACCUUCAUCAGCUAGAGAAUGCAAAAGAACUGGUAGCUUUGCAAGUGUUAAAAGUUCAAUCAGUUUAGAAGCUGGUCUAGGCUAUUUACCUUAAAUAUAUUUUUAAUAUGUUGAUAAUAUUUUUAAAAAACUAUUGUACCUGUGAAUUCAUUUUAAAUAAUGAAAAUUAA